UCCCCUUCUCCUCCUCCUCCUCCCCUCCUCCUCUUCCUCCUCCUCCUCCCCACCCCGUUUGCCUCACCCCAUUCAGUCAGUCGCCUUGACUGAGCGCUGACCGUGCGCGGAGCACUGGGCUAAGCGCUCGGAAAAGCCCCAUUCCGUGGAUGGGCCGGGGGCGUCUCCCCCACUCCCUUUAGCGCCUUCUUUUCGCCCCGUUGGCCGAGGAGGGGUCCGCCGAGGACCCUGCUGAGGAGGAGAUGAGCUCUCUAGUCUACCCGAGCCUGGGCAUGAAGGAUCGGAAAGCCCUGACCAUCCUCCACUACCCUGGGGUGGGCGUGAGCGGGAGCAAGGUCAGCGCAGCCCCCCACGUGGGCUCGGCCGGACUGAUGGGCACCCCCGUGGGCCCUCCGCCCUCCAAGCCCCCGCCCUUCAGCCUCCAGGCCGCCCCGCACCUGCUGGCCACCAUGCAGCUGCAGAAACUCAAUAGCCAGUACCACGGGGUGGCCGUGGCCACGGGGGAGUCGGCGACCCUCCAGACCUGGGCCUUUGGGGCUCAGCCCCUGGGGCCAGCGGGCCCGCUGCCCCCCACCCCCGGGACCCCCAGUCCCGGCAUCAUAGACUCCGACCCCGUGGACGAAGAGGUGCUGAUGUCCCUCGUGGUGGAGCUGGGACUGGACCGGGCCAAUGAACUGCCCGAGCUGUGGCUUGGGCAGAACGAGUUUGACUUCGCCACAGACUUUCCCUCCGGCUGCUGAUGCCCAGAGAUGGGAUGAAGCCACUGUGUGUCUCGGAGGAAGGAGGGUGGGGAGGACCGCUGAUGCCUGGGGGGAGGGAAGGGGGGAUGGAACGAUUUUCCCGCUGACCGAAACACAGAGCCCCUUAGAUUGGAAGGGGUCUCGGGCUGAUGGUCAGAAGGGCUAAGCAAGCCGGAGAGGCAGCGAGGACUUGUUCUCAGGCCAGGAGGGACUUUGGGGCUGUGUAGAUGCUACUCCUUGCGGGACUGAGGAGCUAAACUUCUGGAGAACUAGCACUGGACUGUGUAUGAGAGAGAGGUUGUCUUCUCUAAUGGGUGUGUCCUCUCAGACCUGCCCAUUCCAGCCCUAUAUUCCUUGGAUUAAUAAUCAAAUCGCCACUGAAGGAUGAGGUGAGGGGCCGGUUGCCUUUGGACUACUGGUCGACCUCCAAGGACAAAUGGAAGGGAGAAUGCCUCACUCCCUCCUGGUCCCCUUAUCGUGGCACUAACGCAAGUCUCCCCCUCUCCCAUUUCUUUCCCUUUUUUAAAAAAAAAAUUCCUACAGAAGGGGAGGAGGGUGGGGAGCUCGCGCAGAUGUGUAUAUUUUUUUUAAAUACAAAAACUGAAGAGAUUCCAAAUACGCUGCCUGGGUGCCUUGCCGGAAGAGUGUCGCUCCUGCCCAUUUCUACCCGCUGGGUUUUGGGGUGGGGGCGGGGAUGACACCAGUGCAUCAGUCAGUCAAUCGAUGGUAUUUACUGGGCGCCUACUGUGGUCAGAGCUCUGAACUAAGCACCUGGGGGAAAGCACGGUUAAGUUGCAAGACCAGGACCCCGCCGUCAAUAAGCUAACAGUCUGUGGAGAGGAGGAAGACAGACAAUGACAUGACAUCUCAAAGCUUCCAUCCAAUCCAACCAUCUCCUCCUUCCUCAGCCCCUCCAGCGAGAGGCUGAUGGGAGAGAGCGGGAAAAUAUCUUUUGCAGCACUGGGGCCUCGGAGGCCAGGGCAUGAGCUGAUAAGUGCAAUGGGCUCCAGGAGGCUGAAGGUUUGCUGAUGAAAGCCCCUGUGGUUACCUGUUAAGGGGAAACAAUAAAAUAUUGUGCAGAGAAA
This is a messenger RNA of Tachyglossus aculeatus (Australian echidna), 1825 nucleotides long. RefSeq names its product Cbp/p300 interacting transactivator with Glu/Asp rich carboxy-terminal domain 1 (gene CITED1). NCBI's taxonomy places the organism in Eukaryota, Metazoa, Chordata, Mammalia, Monotremata, Tachyglossidae. Gene Ontology annotation, cellular component: nucleus. Bases 243 to 740 code for a protein of 165 amino acids. Gene Ontology annotation, biological process: regulation of DNA-templated transcription; melanocyte differentiation. The transcript has 2 exons. The record is from RefSeq and is a predicted model, not a curated record.